Messenger RNA from Microtus ochrogaster (prairie vole), 2286 nucleotides. It is a transcript of the gene Lrriq4, whose product is annotated as leucine rich repeats and IQ motif containing 4. Gene Ontology annotation, cellular component: cytoplasm. The coding region runs from base 52 to 2286 and encodes 744 amino acids. The transcript is spliced from 7 exons. The record is from RefSeq and is a predicted model, not a curated record. NCBI's taxonomy places the organism in Eukaryota, Metazoa, Chordata, Mammalia, Rodentia, Cricetidae. Gene Ontology annotation, molecular function: protein binding.
CGUGGGAUUUCAAAGCCUUGCACGUCUACCUAGGUCCUUACAUCAAAAGCUAUGUCUACGUUACCAAGCUAUCUUCAAAUGGGAAUAAAGCCACUGGAUUUCACAGACAGGAGGUAUUUUAGAUUUGGGAUCAUGGAACUUUCCUUAAAAGUCUUGUCAAAAGAAGUACUGAAACCUGAACAAUUUCCCAAGGUUCUUCAGAGAAAUGACUCCCAGCGGGUCACAGAUAGAACCUAUUUCGUUGAUGGUUCCAACCAGGGUCUGAAAACCAUCCCGUCAGAGAUUUUGGCAUUGAAAGAAUUAGAAGAACUGCAUCUGGAGAACAACCAGAUUUCAGAAAUCCCCCAGGACAUUCAGAAUUUAAAGAAUGUCAAGGUCCUCUACCUGCACAAGAACAAACUGCAGUGUCUAAGCCAGGAGCUGGGGUUUCUGAGCAGCCUGGAGUCGCUGGACCUGAGUGGCAACCCGCUGCUCUACUCCUCCCUGCGGGUACUCGGUUGUCUCCGCACGCUUCAGGAGCUGCGGCUCUACCAAACCGGCCUGAGAGAGGUUCCCUCGGUGAUCUGCAAAUCGCUGCACCACCUGGAGCUGUUAGGGCUGUCGGGGAACAACCUGGAAUCGCUGCCCAAAGAAAUCGUGAACCAGAGCAAGCUCAAGGAGAUCUACCUGAAACACAAUCAGUUCUCUGCUUUCCCUAGCGACCUCUGUGCCCUUUCCAACCUGGAGGUGAUCGAUCUGGACCACAACAAGCUUAAGGCCAUCCCGGAUGAAAUCGGGAACCUGGUGAGGCUGCAGAAAUUCUACGUGGCGUCUAACAACCUGCCUCUUCUACCGGAGUCUCUGAGCCGGUGCACCAAGCUGUCGGUGCUGGAUUUGACCCAAAACCUCCUCCACACUCUCCCGCCCAGCCUGGAGCUGCUCACUGAGCUCAACGAAGUCGGGCUGAGUGGGAACCGCCUGGAGAAGGUGCCCCGCCUCCUGUGCCGCUGGUCGACGCUGAACCUGCUCUACCUGCGCAACACAGGCCUGCGCGGACUGCGGCGCUCCUUCAAGCGUCUGGUCAACCUGCGCUUCCUGGAUCUCAGUCAGAACCACAUUGACCACUUCCCCGCGCAGAUCUGCGCGCUCAGGAACCUGGAGAUCCUGGCCCUGGACGAUAACAAAGUGACACAGGUAUUACUUCCUUCCCGCUGUCACUGUGCUCGCCUUUCCUUGAUGUGGCACUGUGUCCAGCCAAAGCUUAAAGAGCUAUAUAUAGAAAACAAUCAACUGGAGCAGCUGCCUGCAUCCUUGGGGUUAAUGCCAAACCUGGAAGUUCUUGAUUGUCGGCAUAAUCUUCUCAAGCAACUUCCAGAUGCCAUUUGCCAUGCACAAGGUUUGAAAGAGCUGCUGCUGGAGGACAACUUGCUCACCCGCCUCCCGGAGGACCUGGACCACCUGGUGAACCUCAAGGUCCUAACGCUGAUGAACAACCCCAUGGAAGACCCCCCAAUGGCAGUGUGUGCCCAAGGCAAUGAUGCCAUAUGGAACUGCCUGAAGGAAAAUAGACUUAGGAAAAUAAUGGUCACGAAGAUUCAGGCAUGGUGGCGUGGAAACAUGGUGCGGAGAGGAGAUGGGGCUUUUGAAGAGCUACUGAGAGCCCGAAGAAAAGGGAAAAACUCUCCAAAAGAUAAGAAAGGGAAAAAGGCUGCUGCCAAAGGAAAGAACACAGGUAUGGACAUCAACACAGACUGCAGCCACAGCAGGACCAUGAACCCAGACAUGGCUCUCGGCAGCAGCCUUGGCCUUAAUGACACCAUGGCCCCGGGUGACAGCAUAGGCCACCCAGAUCAGCAUGGCUCCAGCAGCAGCAUGGCCCACAGGCACCAACAUUACCACAGGUUAUGGCCCAGACCCAGGGCAAACAUUUGGCACUUGAUGGCAACAUGGACCACAGGCAUCAGUAGAGACCCCAGCUAUGAUAGGACCAUGGACCAGACACAUCCCUCUGCAGACCUAGCCCAGAUGACACCAUGGCCUCAGGUAAAAACAGAUUUGCAGAAAUGGCUGCAAAAGGAGGGUGCCGAUAGCGUCCCUAUAUCUACCUUUUCGCUAUGGCACCUGGUUCGCGAUGCCCUACUUACUGAUAAAGUGAAAGUGAGACCGGAGGUCAUCGCGGCUAAAGAGAUACUUGUAGAAAUACUGGAGGAAGAGACUCGCUGGUCCAUAGGAUCGGCAGAGUCACACGGGACCAAAAGGAAAUGUCAGAGGUGCCAGGGGGAACUUUGGAAUCUGGUGCGGGACUAA